AUGAACAAAUAUGUUACAGAAAAGAAGCUAGGAAGUGGAAGCUAUGGCACUGUUUUCAUUGUGCAUCCAGUGUCCAAUGUUGAUAAAAAGUAUGUGUUGAAGAAGAUUGCGUUGAAAGGAGUGUCGCAAAAGGAAAAAAAUAACGCCAAGCAAGAAGUCAAGCUACUGCAGGCGCUCCAACACCCUUUCAUCGUCCGAUACAUUGAUUCUUUCAUAGAUGACGAAAGUAACCUUUGUAUUGUGAUGAGCUUCUGCAAGGGAGGAGAUUUGGCAUCGUUUAUUCAGAAAAAUUACACCUACCAAAGAAUUCCAGAAAAGACAAUUCUGAAAUUAUUUGUUCAGUCCGCAUUAGCUCUUCAUUUCAUUCAUUCUCAAAAAGUCUUACACAGAGACCUAAAGUCACAAAAUAUAUUUCUUACUGACAAGGGAAAUGCUCGACUUGGUGAUUUUGGUAUAGCCAAAGUUUUUGAUGACGCUGGUAUGAGAACAUGUGAACAAAUGGCACAGACAACAAUCGGCACACCCUUGUACAUGAGCCCAGAACAAUGUAAUGGAUCAAAAUACAGUUACAAAUCCGAUGUGUGGGCUCUUGGAGUGAUAUUGUAUGAAAUGAUCAAUCAAGGGGCUCUUCCUUUCAAAGGAAAAAACAUACAACUACUCUUCUUGAAUAUUCAGAAAGGAUACUACUCUCCUGUAAAGAAUGUGCACCACUAUAGCAGCCAGCUUGUGAAUUUGAUCAACAGUUGUCUCCAGACAAGACCCAGCAAAAGGCCAACUCUUAAGGAAAUUUUAAAUACUCCAAUAAUUGUAAAAUAUAUUAGACAACAAAUGCUCACAGUUACCUCUACAGGUGAACUGACAUUGGCCCAAGACCAAGUAGAAGACACUGUUCUUGACGGCGAAAUGUCAAAUUUAUUUAUUCAACUAACUGAACUGGGAGUUUUAAAUAACAAAGCGCUUAAUCAAGACCCUCUACCCGUUCCAAACCCGUCUGUGCUCCAACCCAUUGUUCCUCCAAAUCCUAACUACAACGUGGCCAAGAAAGCAGUCGUUCCACCACAACCUAGAAAUCAAUCUCCAGUUCCUGAAAAAAUCCCUCCAAAACCUCAACCAAAAGUCCAACCAUCGUCAAGACCUCAAUCAUCCAACAAUGAUAUUGCUGUACGAGAAAAGAAAAUAGAUUCUGAAAUUAUGAAACUUCAAAAAGAGCAAAUGAGAAUUGAGAAAGCUCUCGAACAAAUGCGAAAAGACAGAGAACCCAAAAAAGAAGACGAUCAUGCAUUUCAAGAGUUUAGCAAAAAAUUUCAAGGACUUAACCUUCCUUCCAAGUUUGAACCUCCAUCAAAGACACCUCCAACUUUCACCAAUGAAAAGGAACGUAUUCUUUUUGAAAGGCAGCAAAAGAAAAUUAAGGAAGAAGAAGAACAAAAGCAAAAGCUCAAGGAAGCAAGAGUUGAAUAUCAUGCAAGCAGAGUUGCUGCUAAAAAUCAACAUUUUAAUCUUUUCCACAAUCAACACAAUAUUGUGGGAGUUGACAAGGCACCAAAGAAAGAGGUUGUGGAGCCACCAAAGAUACCAUCUGUUCUUGAUAAAGAAUCCAUACUUCAAAGACAAGCAGAAAUUGAUUCUGAAAUUGAGAAGGAGUACACCGAAAUGAUUAACUUGACAAUGAAGAAAAUUGAAACUCUUAAGCGAAAGAAGGAGAGCAUGAUAAUGAACAACAAUAAUGUCAUCAAUCAGAAUAAUGGUAGCUCAGGUGAAGAUAAAGCUUGCAAAGUUGAAGACACCAUGUUUGGAGACAGCGACGACAGUAAUGAAGGGAUGGAGUCAAGUGAGGAAGAAGUUGAAUACGAAACAGAAGAGGACAGCGAGGACGAAGAAGAAGAGGACUAUUAUGAAGAGACAGAUUACGAUGACAUUCCUGUGGUUGGACGUUUAGAGGAUCGUGUCAACAGCCUUAUAAAACAGAACGAACAAAUUUUCGGAAAAGAAAGAUUCGAAAAGCUCUAUGCCAAAUAUCAAGAGCUCUACAACAAUGAUCAAAUUCAAAACGAAGAAGCUAAAAUUAUUCCAAGAAAAGAAGUUCUAGGCGAUGACGAACCUCAAUUACGAAAAUACUGUCACCUCAUUGAAGAGUUAAUAUUUGUACAAUCCGCUCUCUUAUAA
Messenger RNA from Naegleria fowleri, 2166 nucleotides. RefSeq lists its product as uncharacterized. Lineage: Eukaryota; Heterolobosea; Eutetramitea; Acrasida; Naegleriidae. Gene Ontology annotation, molecular function: protein kinase activity; ATP binding. The transcript has 3 exons. Gene Ontology annotation, biological process: protein phosphorylation. Bases 1 to 2166 code for a protein of 721 amino acids. The record is from RefSeq and is a predicted model, not a curated record.